UCAAAUCUUCCAGGUUCCCCGUUAAGUUCUCACUCUGAACCCCCCCUUCCCUUCUUUCAUAGCGCCUUGAUUCUGAAGUUUUCAACUGUAUCUGAAUCAUGAUACAACCUUUCAAUUCCAUUAAAUUUUCACAACUGAUGGUUAUAACACUUCUCACGCACCUGUUAACACAUCUUAAAUUCGUUCUGAUGGUGAAAGACUUCGGUUGGUGUCAAGUCCAGAAACUCUCCAAGCUCUUUCAAGAACAUGGUUCAAGUUAUCAUCAGGAUCACCAAGGUUACGCGGAAGCAGAUAACGAGGAACGCCCCUCACCUGCUCUUGUACCGGUACCCUUCAUGAGCCAUGUGGUGUCAACUCUGAUAAAGACCAAGCUCCCAGUAGUUGAAUUCAGCAGAUCAAAAUUGCAAGGCAUUGGGGAGCAAUCUGUAGUUUGUGCAAUAUGCUUGGCAUGCAUCAAGGGAAGUGAAGAAACCAGAGAGCUCGCAAAUUGUAGCCAUGCGUACCACAGGGAGUGCGUUGAUGGGUGGGUUGAUCAGGGUCAUGGGACGUGUCCCUUGUGCAGGCUUAAGCUACUGCCUUGUCAAGCUGAUGGGGAUGCAAUUAAAGGUGAAAAAGAUCCAUGGAGGUCGGAAAGAUUUGCUUAUCUGUUUGGUGAGGAUUAUUUGUUUGAUACCUAUUGACCCGUGUUAUUUCUGCCAAAACUGAGAACUUACAUUUGUACUUUCUUUCAAUCAAGAGUUUCAUUAGCAUAUUUUUCUUCC
Molecule: messenger RNA, 761 nt
Organism: Theobroma cacao (cacao)
Lineage: Eukaryota; Viridiplantae; Streptophyta; Magnoliopsida; Malvales; Malvaceae
Product: putative E3 ubiquitin-protein ligase RHA1A
Biological process (GO): protein ubiquitination
Molecular function (GO): ubiquitin protein ligase activity
Source: RefSeq, a predicted model, not a curated record